AUGAAGCAACCCCAACGCCGGUCCGUUCUCCUGGAACUGCCAAGAAACAUAAGAAAGCGCCACGAGAAGCGGUGGGACGAUGAAGACGAAGACGAAGAUGACGAGGAUACCUACCCCUAUCACUGGGGAGAUGACGGCGACGAAUACGAUGAAGACAUCCGUGAUGGGUGGUAUGACGACGACGAAGAAAGGGAUGUACCGGAAUGGAAAACGAGCGAGAACCCGAUCCUUGCCCCCUUCGUGUUCAACCUAUCGUCGCAAGAGUCCGCGUCUUUCUUGAGGAGGAUUCCAGAUGCCGUGCGCCAGCGCAUUCGGUCGGUGGUGCUGACUGCAGGCGUCUUUGUUAUGGACGAACGUGGCAACCAGGUUGCCUGGUCCAAGCAAAGAAACAGCCAGUCUACUCCGUUUGCGGCACUGCUUCGACGAGCGCUCCCACGACUAAGUGAGAUCGCCAUCCACGUUCCGGCAACCAGCCACGAGAAGCAGUGGCAUAGUGCCCGGGCCCCAAUAGAGGUGCGCCGGAUGCUUGAGGAAGGGGUCGUCGAUGUGGUCCGCUUCCUGUACAGCACAAGUGUUCCCAACAUCAUGAAGAACUGCGUUCAUCUGGGGGCGGUCAAUCGACCCCACGACUGGCGAGAGGAAAACACGUGGCGAGACCUACGGAGAGAAGUUUGA
Messenger RNA from Anthostomella pinea, 675 nucleotides. The record is from the annotation of a GenBank genome assembly. NCBI's taxonomy places the organism in Eukaryota, Fungi, Ascomycota, Sordariomycetes, Xylariales, Xylariaceae.